GCCAUGCAAGCCCCGCCCUUCCCGGGGUCCACCUUUUCAGAGAGCUGUGGAAAGUGGCCAAGAGGCGUGAGAGCGACGCCGCCACUGACUAAUGGGAAGAGCCGUUGGUGUGAGGUGGGAGCAAAAAUGACAGCGAUUGGUUGGAUGAGCCUAAGCUCCUGAAGAGGGGGCAGCUGUGGGGGUCUGGUGGAGUAAGGCGCAGCAAGAUGGCGACUGAGACGGUGGAGCUCCACAAGCUGAAGCUUGCUGAACUAAAGCAAGAAUGUCUUGCUCGUGGUUUAGAGACCAAGGGAAUAAAACAAGAUCUUAUCAAUAGGCUCCAGGCAUAUCUUGAAGAACAUGCUGAAGAAGAAGCAAAUGAAGAAGAUGUACUGGGAGAUGAAACUGAGGAAGAAGAACCAAAGCCUGUAGAACUGCCUGUUAAAGAGGAAGAACCUCCUGAAAAAGUUGUUGAUAUGGCAUCAGAAAAGAAGGUGGUAAAAAUUACAUCUGGAAUACCUCAAACUGAGAGAAUGCAGAAGAGGGCUGAACGUUUCAAUGUGCCUGUAAGCUUGGAGAGUAAGAAGGCUGCUCGGGCAGCGAGGUUUGGAAUUUCUUCAGUUCCAACAAAAGGUUUAUCAUCUGACACCAAGCCAAUGGUUAACCUGGAUAAACUAAAGGAAAGAGCACAGAGAUUUGGUUUGAAUGUCUCUUCCAUCUCUAGAAAGUCUGAGGAUGAUGAGAAGCUGAAGAAACGGAAGGAGAGAUUUGGAAUUGUGACAAGUUCAGCUGGAACUGGAACCACAGAGGAUACAGAGGCAAAGAAAAGAAAAAGAGCAGAGCGUUUUGGAAUUGCAUAAUGAAAAGUUCGUGCUUUCUGCCCGCCCCAUAGUGGUUUCCAUUUCUCAGAUUUUCUUGGUUUUAUAUAUACAGACACACACACAACACACACACAACACACACACACACACACACACACACACACACACCACACACCCCCACACCCACACACACCCACACACACAUACUUCCCUACCUAUCUGCCUACAUACACAGUCAUGUGCCUCACAGUGAGGAAGCAUGUACGUUUGGUACAUCCUUGAAUUCGGUAGCAGUUUUAUUUAACUGCUCUUCUGCAUUUAAGAUUGUUGUGGUUUUUGUUUUUAAUUAUUUUUGCUUAUUAAUAAAAGAGGAAGAAAAGAAAA
This is a messenger RNA of Rattus rattus (black rat), 1184 nucleotides long. It is a transcript of the gene Sarnp, whose product is annotated as SAP domain containing ribonucleoprotein. Gene Ontology annotation, cellular component: nucleus. Bases 207 to 839 code for a protein of 210 amino acids. Gene Ontology annotation, biological process: poly(A)+ mRNA export from nucleus. Lineage: Eukaryota; Metazoa; Chordata; Mammalia; Rodentia; Muridae. The transcript is spliced from 11 exons. The record is from RefSeq and is a predicted model, not a curated record.